AUGAUCCGCACCACUGGACAUGUGUUUCACAUCGAUUUUGCCAAAGUUUUUGGAGACUCUGAGAAGUUUGCUCGCAUUAAACGGGAUCGCGUUCCAUUUGUGUUUACAUCUUCAAUGCUCUAUGUACUCAAUGAACUCUCCAAGGAAACUGAGCGCUCGAAUCCCGACCUCGGCUCGGCACAGAUGCAUUCAUUAGCAAAGUAUCCUCAGACAGGAGUUCAGCGGUUUAUAGAUCUCUGUUGUGAGGCCUACAACCUUCUUCGAAGGCACGCUUAUAGUCUCCUUGCAGUCCUGGAACUAACAUUUGAACAAGAGAUUAAUGCCGUCUACGGCCGUCCUUGA
This is a messenger RNA of Protopolystoma xenopodis, 342 nucleotides long. The record is from the annotation of a GenBank genome assembly. NCBI's taxonomy places the organism in Eukaryota, Metazoa, Platyhelminthes, Monogenea, Polystomatidea, Polystomatidae.